Molossus molossus (Pallas's mastiff bat) is the source of this 1587-nucleotide messenger RNA. It is a transcript of the gene CAPNS1, whose product is annotated as calpain small subunit 1. Bases 280 to 1080 code for a protein of 266 amino acids. The transcript is spliced from 11 exons. The record is from RefSeq and is a predicted model, not a curated record. Gene Ontology annotation, molecular function: calcium ion binding. NCBI's taxonomy places the organism in Eukaryota, Metazoa, Chordata, Mammalia, Chiroptera, Molossidae.
CCUAGGGAGCCGGACGCAGCCAGAAGCCCCGGAGCAGCAUAGAGCAGCGGACCGGCGGACCUGUGAGAGGCGGUGAGCGCCCAGGCCAGACCACCCCUUGCUUGUACUUCGUAAUCCCGGCCUUCACGGCCCCAGACCCGACGAGAUCCUAAAGUCCCGGCUUCAGGGGUCCUCCAGACUUACGAUCUGAGAUUCGAACCUCCAGACCUGUCCUGCCUCCACUCUCGGUUUCAUUAAAAUACGAGCCCACGGAUUUGAGAGGAAUCUUGAGUCGCAGCCAUGUUCCUGGUUAACUCGUUCUUGAAGGGCGGCGGUGGCGGCGGCGGGGGAGGCGGGGGCCUGGGCGGGGGCCUGGGGAACGUGCUCGGAGGCCUGAUCAGCGGAGCCGGCGGCGGCGGCGGCGGCGGCGGUGGUGGUGGCGGCGGCGGCGGCGGCGGCGGAACUGCCAUGCGCAUCUUGGGCGGGGUCAUUAGUGCCAUCAGCGAGGCAGCUGCGCAGUAUAACCCAGAGCCUCAGCCCCCACCCACCCAUUACUCCAACGUCGAGGCAAAUGAGAGUGAGGAGGUCCGGCAGUUCCGGAGGCUCUUUGCCCAGCUGGCUGGAGAAGACAUGGAGGUCAGCGCAACAGAACUCAUGAACAUUCUCAACAAGGUUGUGACCCGACACCCUGAUUUGAAGACUGAUGGCUUUGGCCUUGACACGUGUCGCAGCAUGGUGGCCGUGAUGGAUAGUGACACAACAGGCAAGCUGGGUUUUGAGGAAUUCAAGUAUUUGUGGAACAACAUCAAAAAGUGGCAGGCCAUAUACAAACAGUUUGACGUUGACCGUUCAGGGACCAUUAGCAGCAGUGAACUUCCAGGGGCCUUUGAAGCGGCAGGGUUCCACCUAAAUGAGCAUCUCUACAACAUGAUCAUCCGACGCUACUCGGAUGAGGCAGGGAACAUGGAUUUUGACAACUUCAUCAGCUGCCUGGUCAGGCUGGAUGCCAUGUUCCGUGCCUUCAAAUCUCUUGAUAAGGAUGGCACUGGACAAAUUCAGGUGAACAUCCAGGAGUGGCUGCAGCUGACUAUGUAUUCCUGAAUGGGAACCCCAGACUUCUCUCCUCGUCACCUCACUGUAGGUGUCACCUUGGACUUUUUGGUCUCUCCCGGGGCUGAUCCUGUCUGCAGUCAUGUCUUCGUGGGUCCUGCUGACCCACCAGCUAUUCUGUUCUCCCAGCGGUUGGCAACUAGCUUCUCAGACAACAGCUAGGGUUCCACGUGUCCCAACAUGCCAUGCCCCAAGUUACCCCCGACACUCUAACACCCUGCCCCGUGCGUCACUCCACCCUCGGCACACACAUUUUACAUCCACUCCAUAACCCUUCUCGUGCAUCUGUGCCAAGUUGUGUCACUUCCACACCCCAAGGGCCCUUCUCUGUGUUCUGGGAGGAUCACCCCAAUCCCUGUGUACCCUGGCACACCUGUUCACUUAACCAUCCAGGCAGCUGAACUCCAGGCCAUAGGCCCACAUGCGCAGUGCCUUUGUAUUCUGCUCCCAGCCUACUAGGCCCUGGAGGAAAUAAAUGCACCCCAGUUGCUACUCUGA